This is a messenger RNA of Brassica napus (rape), 1729 nucleotides long. RefSeq names its product probable indole-3-pyruvate monooxygenase YUCCA7. The transcript is spliced from 3 exons. NCBI's taxonomy places the organism in Eukaryota, Viridiplantae, Streptophyta, Magnoliopsida, Brassicales, Brassicaceae. The coding region runs from base 419 to 1729 and encodes 436 amino acids. Gene Ontology annotation, molecular function: flavin adenine dinucleotide binding; NADP binding; N,N-dimethylaniline monooxygenase activity. The record is from RefSeq and is a predicted model, not a curated record.
GGGAUUUUAUUGGUUGUUUUCUACUCUUUUUGAUAAAAAAUUGUGACAUGAAUAAUCAAUCAUACAGUAUUAUUAUAAGUUUUUCUCAAACGAGAUUCUAUAAAAGUUGAAAGGAACCGAAAUAAUUCAGUAAGCAAAUGGCAACAACCUCAAUGUAAUAGUUUUCUAUGAAUUUCAUUCUUAAGCCGCUACAAGCUUAUCAUUUGAAGAUUUUUGAAGUUAAACUAAAAGACUAUACUAAUCAAGUUUUUUUUUUUGUAUAUUCGAAUACAAAAGGCCAAUUUGCUUGAAACUCUUCUCUAUUUAAACUCUUUAUUCUCAGUCCAAAUAGACACAAACCAAAUCCACAUCUUUUCUUGCCCUAAAACUCGUCCCGCAAACAAGACAAGUAUAUAUAACACUAAACACUCCCAAAAAGAUGUGUACUAACCAGAACACAAAUUGUGUCAGCAUCUCAAGUAUGCUUCCAAACUUCACCCCGAAGGAAGACGACAUGUUCUCCCGGCGUUGCAUCUGGGUUAACGGGCCGGUAAUCGUCGGGGCCGGUCCAUCGGGCCUAGCUGUUGCCGCCAGCCUAAAACGCCAAGAAGUUCCUUAUAUAAUCCUCGAGCGAGCUAACUGCAUAGCCUCUCUGUGGCAAAACAGAACAUAUGAUCGUCUCAAGCUUCAUCUUCCCAAACAAUUCUGUCAAUUACCCAAUCUACCCUUCCCCGAUGACUUCCCGGAAUAUCCAACGAAGUAUCAGUUUAUUCAGUACCUUGAGUCAUACGCAACCCACUUUGAUAUCCAACCUAAGUUCAACGAGACUGUACAGUCAGCUAAAUACGACAAGAGGUUUGGGCUGUGGAGGGUCAAGACUGUUUCGAGGAAGGGGCUGCUUAGUUCUUGUGAGUUCGAGUAUAUUUGCAGGUGGCUGGUGGUGGCAACGGGAGAAAAUGCUGAGAAAGUGGUUCCAGAGUUUGAGGGUUUAGAGGAUUUUUGUGGUGAUGUUCUUCACGCUAGUGAUUAUAAAUCCGGCGAAAUGUACCGUGGAAAACGAGUUCUGGUUGUUGGAUGUGGAAACUCCGGCAUGGAGGUCUCUCUUGAUCUAUGCAACCACGAUGCAAGUCCGUCAAUGGUCGUUCGUAGCUCUGUUCAUGUGUUGCCGAGAGAGAUUCUUGGGAAGUCUACAUUUGAAAUAGGUGUAACAAUGAUGAAAUGGAUGCCGGUUUGGCUCGUGGAUAAGACUCUGCUCCUUCUCACCAGGUUAAGUCUGGGGAAUACGGAUAAGUACGGCCUUAAGAGGCCGGAACUUGGACCGUUAGAUCUGAAGAACACCGCCGGUAAAACUCCAGUUCUAGAUGUCGGAGCCUUUUCUAAAAUCAAAUCAGGAAAGAUCAAAAUCGUUCCCGGAAUCGUCAAGUUUGGGCCCGGGAAGGUUGAGCUAGUGGAUGGCCGAGUUUUGGAGAUAGAUUCAGUCGUUCUUGCGACUGGUUACAGAAGCAAUGUCUCUUCAUGGCUUAAGGAGAACGACUUGGCGGAGAUUGGGAUAGAGAAGAACCCGUUUCCAAAAGAGUGGAAAGGGGAGGCUGGAUUGUAUGCGGUGGGGUUCACGAGAAGAGGACUCUCAGGUGCGUCGCUUGAUGCCAUAAGUGUGGCUCAUGAUAUUGCUAAUGCGUGGAAAGAAGAAACUAAGCAACAUAUUAAAUCUGUGGCUGCUCUUCACCGUCGUUGUAUCUCACAGUUUUGA